Messenger RNA from Galleria mellonella (greater wax moth), 1116 nucleotides. RefSeq names its product tRNA (adenine(58)-N(1))-methyltransferase catalytic subunit TRMT61A (gene Trmt61). The coding region runs from base 67 to 1083 and encodes 338 amino acids. The record is from RefSeq and is a predicted model, not a curated record. Lineage: Eukaryota; Metazoa; Arthropoda; Insecta; Lepidoptera; Pyralidae. The transcript is spliced from 7 exons. Gene Ontology annotation, biological process: tRNA methylation. Gene Ontology annotation, cellular component: tRNA (m1A) methyltransferase complex; nucleus.
UCAAACGACGCAUGGUUUGUUUUGUUUACAAACUAUUUUUAAAAGUGUUUUACUCAGAAAAUCAAAAUGAGUUUUAGAAAUUAUAAAGAUAAAAUUGACGAAGGUGAUACAGUAAUCUUGUAUCUUAGCAAUAAUUUAUACGCUAUUGAUGUACGACCUGAAAUCAAGAGUAAAAAAGGUGAUUUGGUGGAAAAUGUAUUUCAAACACCUUUUGGUGCAUUGAAGGUUAGAAAUCUAAUUGGAACAGAGUACGGGAGUAAAGUGGAACUAUCGAAAGGAUGGGGGCAUGUACUGCAACCUACGCCUGAACUCUGGUCAUUGACUCUGCCACAUAGAACACAAAUUAUCUACACACCAGACAUCAGUAUGAUACUACUGCAGUUAGAUUUAGUGCCCGGAUCUGUUGUUAUUGAAGCUGGAACUGGUAGUGGUUCUUUGACACAUGCUCUCAUACGCAGAGUUAGACCACAUGGUCAUGUCUUCACAUUUGACUUCCAUGAGCACAGAGCAAAUGUAGCGAGGAAAGAAUUUGAGGAGCAUGGCCUCUCCGAUUUUGUGACUGCGCAACACAGAGAUGUACUUGAAGAAGGAUUUGGAGAAAAUCUUAAAGGAAAAGCUGAUGCGGUAUUUCUUGACCUGCCUAGCCCUUGGAUUGGCGUCCCUCACGUGCUCGAUGCUCUGAAAGCUAAAGGUGGUCGAUUCUGCUCGUUCUCGCCGUGCAUAGAGCAAGUGCAGAGGACGUGUCUAGCUCUAGAGCGGCAGGGCUUCCAAGAGUUGACGACCAUGGAAGUGCUGCAGAGUGAACUCAAGGUCACCAGGAGAACAGUACCAGUUAGGGACCUAUCGUUUCUGAAACACAAGAGCUCCGAAAGUCCCGUGGAGGAGAAGCCAAGCAGCGAGACUAGUUAUGUGGUGGGCGCGUGGCCGACCAGCACCCCAGGGCACACCGGCUACCUUACCGUCGCCACAUUACCCCCCGUGUUCGCCAGAAAAAAAACACAAGAAACAGAACAAAAUAAUCAAUGUGCAGAUAUCGAUCCGUCUGGAAACGGAAGCGCAAUGGCUGUUGAAGAAACUGGAUAAUAAUUUAUUAUCUAAUAAAAAAAUUAUAAAAUU